AUGCCAGAAGAACAAGGUCAAACUAUAAUGGCAGUUGAUGAACUUCAAGCCAUAAUACAAAGAUGCCAAAUUCUGGAAGAAGCUGAUUUCAAAGGAGAAGAUUUUAAUCUGUUUCAGGUAGCAGGUCAGAAAUGUUUAGAAGAUGGGUAUGCAGCUCAGUUAUUAGAAGUAAUUCAAAAUGAGAAAAAUAAGGUUAUCAUCAAGAAUAUGGGUUGGAAUCUCAUCUCUCCUCUUGUUAGAUGUAUUUUCAUGUAUAAACAGGAAGAUGAUAAGCGAGAACACUGCCUGAAGAUACUAGAUCAUUUGGCACAGCUAUGCAAUCCAAAGGAACUUUUUUUGGGUUUACUUGAGCAGAUUGAGCAGACCUCUGGAGAGCAGGUGUGCCAAACUGUCAUGUUAUUGCUUCAGCCUUUGCAGACAGUGCUUUUGAAACUUCAGAACAAGAAGGCCUACUCAGUGGGUUUAUCUUUGGCCAUGAUUAUGAAUCAGCUUACUCCCUUACCUGUUCCUUAUACAAAACAACAAAUACAAGAAGAUAAACUUGGUCUCUGUCAAUGCUGUAAUGCAGUGGUGGAGUUUGCUAAACCUUUUGUGAAUGAAGUCGUUAAAAACAUGGAAAAGUCAUCAGAAUACAAUGACAUGGAGCUGAAAGAAGAAUUAUUAAAAUUCUGUAUGAAAAGCCUGAAAUACCCAUUAUUGACAGCUCAGCUUGAGCAACUUGAAGGCAUUGAAGAACAUCCCUUUCGGCAUUUUGCAACUGAAAUUAUAGACAUUUUGUGGGAUAUAAGAGAAUUGAUACCAUUAGUGUUUUUACAUCGUAAAGGCAAAAGUCCACACUGGGAGAAUCAGGAGUUUGCAGACAUAGAGCAAAAGAAUUCUGCAGAUUCUUUGGCAUGUCUGUCAUACUUGAUGUUUGUUCAGCAUUUUGGUAUUGAUUGCUUUCCAGUGGUGUUCAGUCCAUCGUACCUUCUGCAAUGCAACAUGACACAUAUUGAAGUGCUACUGAAAAGAACAGAAGAAUCUAUGUUAUCUAAAGGACUUGAUCUGUUUGAGAGCUGUUUAUUGAGAAUGGAAGAUAAUAGCCUUCUCCAUCAGUAUUUAGAAUUCAGAGAUUUUAUUAACGUACCUCAGGAUUUGGUGAAAGUUAUGACCCUUUGUCCCAUAGAGCAUCUGAGAAAGAAGAGUUUAAAUAUUUUGCAGUUGUUCAUAGACAAGUUUGACGCAGAGGGAAAAUAUACAUUAUUCAGGUGUUUACUGAAGACAAGCAACCAUGCUGGUGUGGAAGGAUACAUUAUUAAAAAUAUAAAAGAUCAGAUUCACUUAUCGUUAACGAAGGCAUGUGACAACAUUUGGUUUACAGGACAUCACCUGAUCUCCCUUCUAGAUUUAGUGCUUUUGCUUCCAGAAGGCGCUGAGACGGAUCUUCUGCAAAACUCAGAUAGGAUUAUGGCAUCGCUAAAUCUAUUAAGAUACUUAAUCCUUAAGGAUUGUGAAAGUGAUAAUCAAACUGGUGUAUGGACCACACUUCCCAAGAUUGAGCAGAAUUUUUUAAAACCACUGCACGUAGGACUCAAUAUGUCAAAAGCGCACUAUGAAGCAGAAAUAAAGAAUAAGAAAGAAAACAGAAGAGAGGCACACAGUUCUAACACAGUUUGUUCUGUAACUGUUAGUGGGGAAAAGAUGCCUGCCAUGACUACUGAAAUGCAGCUGCAGGUUUUACACUCGGCUCUCUUCACCUUUGAUUUAAUAGAAAGUGUUCUAGCUCGAGUAGAAGAACUCAUUGAAGUGAAAAUGAAAGCUGUAAUAGAUGAAAAUAGUUAG
This is a messenger RNA of Pelecanus crispus (Dalmatian pelican), 1821 nucleotides long. It is a transcript of the gene GLMN, whose product is annotated as glomulin, FKBP associated protein. The record is from RefSeq and is a predicted model, not a curated record. Lineage: Eukaryota; Metazoa; Chordata; Aves; Pelecaniformes; Pelecanidae. Gene Ontology annotation, cellular component: cytoplasm. Gene Ontology annotation, molecular function: ubiquitin-protein transferase inhibitor activity.